Molecule: messenger RNA, 1354 nt
Organism: Cucumis melo (muskmelon)
Lineage: Eukaryota; Viridiplantae; Streptophyta; Magnoliopsida; Cucurbitales; Cucurbitaceae
Product: type III polyketide synthase B
Exons: 3
Coding region: 1-1188 (395 amino acids)
Biological process (GO): polyketide biosynthetic process
Molecular function (GO): acyltransferase activity, transferring groups other than amino-acyl groups
Source: RefSeq, a predicted model, not a curated record
AUGAAAGAGAUGGAAAACAGAAAUGGUGCACAAGGAGCUCCCAAGGGAAAGACUAACCCUGGCAAAGCUACAAUUUUGGCUCUUGGGAAGGCAUUCCCUCCUCAACUUGUUCUUCAAGACUACCUAGUCGACGGCUAUUUCAAGGACACAAGCUGCGAUGAUAUUGACCUCAAGCAGAAACUCACUCGACUAUGCAAGACAACAACAGUAAAAACUAGAUACGUGGUGAUGUCGGAAGAGAUCUUGAAGAAGUACCCAGAGCUAGCAAAGGAAGGUCAACCGACCAUAAAGCAGAGACUGGAGAUUUGCAACAAAGCUGUGACAGAAAUGGCCAUUGAAGCCUCACAAGCUGCCAUUAACAACUGGGGAAGGUCAGUUCUAGACAUUACCCACUUAGUCUAUGUUUCUUCAAGUGAAGCUCGCUUGCCUGGUGGCGAUCUCUUCCUAGCAAGGGGCCUUGGACUCAGCCCUCAAACCCAACGAGUCAUGCUUUACUUCACGGGUUGCUCGGGAGGUGUGGCAGGCCUUAGAGUCGCUAAAGACUUAGCUGAAAACAACCCAGGAAGUCGAGUCCUGCUUGUCACCUCUGAAACCACCAUUAUCGGCUUCAAGCCACCGAGUGCAAAUCGUCCAUACGAUCUCGUAGGCGUGGCACUAUUUGGGGAUGGUGCAGGGGCGAUGCUAAUUGGGAGAGACCCUUUUUUGGGCAUUGAACGACCACUCUUUGAACUCCACACGACAACCCAGAAAUUCAUUCCGGAUACUCAGAACAUUAUCGAUGGGAAGCUGUCGGAGGAAGGUAUUAGUUUCACAAUAACAAGAGAACUUCCCCAGAUAAUUGAAGAUAACAUCGAAAGUUUCUGUGAGACAUUUCUUCAAACACUUGGGUUGCAUGAGAAAGAAUACAACAAAAUGUUCUGGGCUGUACAUCCAGGUGGGCCAGCGAUAUUGAACAGAUUGGAGAAGAGGCUUGAACUGUUACCUGAGAAGCUGACAGCGAGCCGACGAGCUCUGAUGGACUAUGGAAAUGCGAGUAGUAACACGAUCGUGUACGUACUGGAAUACAUGAUGGAAGAAAGCUUGAAAAUGAAGAUGGAUGGUAGGAAGACUGAGGAAUGGGGAUUGAUUCUGGCGUUUGGACCUGGGAUUUCAUUUGAAGGGAUUCUGGCGAGAAAUCUUGCCGUAUGAGAAAACUUAUAGAGCCGAUGCUUAUGAUGAAUAUGAAAUUUUCGAUUUCUAUUGUAGGUUAGUUUUUAGAAAUGUUUAAUGGAAUGAUUUGGUCUACGUUGUUAUCUCAUUCACCCAACUUUUUGUAUACUACAAUUUUAAUAAGACCCUCAAAUUAACAUCUUAA